AUGCAUCUCGCCCACACCACACUCGCCGCCGGCGUGGCCUUCCUCCUCGCCACCCCAGCGAGCGCUCUCAAGAAUCCAGACGCCGUCGGAGCAUGCGACCCUACAACCGGCGGCACGAAUGCCUGCGGUCCCAACGGCUCACAGCACUGGCUCAACAACGGGCUCAGGGCCAAGGGCUGGGAUCCCCCCUUCUUGGCCUGGCACAACAUUUCCCGCAUCUCCAUCAGGCAGUUCUACAGAGCCGCAGGGAGUCCCUGCGAGAAGUUCGACUCACACUUCAAGAUCGCAGCCAUGAAGUACCAGAUCGACCCGGCGCCGCUGGCCUUCAUGGCCAUGCAGGAAUCCGGCUGCGACCCCAACGCGCGCGCGCCAACCCUCGGCCUGAUGCAGUGCCUCCCGGUUUACUGCCAGAACGGCAAGUCGAGCUGCCAGUUUCCCAUACAGGACAACGUCGAGUGCGCCGCCUAUCUCUGGGCGGUGGCCAUGAGACACGCCAAGGGCAACGUCGUCCACGCGCUGGGCCUGUACAACGGGUGGUUCACCGCCAACGACGGCAGCGGGCUCGACGGCGGAAGGGGCAUGACGGAAAAGUAUCCGUGCUCCGAGGAAGGGCGGACUCACCGUAUCCCCCACAACCUGAACUACCUCCACGAGAUGCUGAACGGCUGGUUUCAGGGCCACGACAUGAACAACAAGGACCAGCACCUGCGCGGAUCGUACAACUGCUUCUAG
Messenger RNA from Metarhizium album ARSEF 1941, 732 nucleotides. Its product is annotated as glycoside hydrolase family 23 protein. Bases 1 to 732 code for a protein of 243 amino acids. The record is from RefSeq and is a predicted model, not a curated record. Lineage: Eukaryota; Fungi; Ascomycota; Sordariomycetes; Hypocreales; Clavicipitaceae. The transcript has a single exon.